Messenger RNA from Manihot esculenta (cassava), 3269 nucleotides. RefSeq lists its product as uncharacterized. Gene Ontology annotation, molecular function: protein binding. The transcript is spliced from 12 exons. Bases 161 to 2620 code for a protein of 819 amino acids. NCBI's taxonomy places the organism in Eukaryota, Viridiplantae, Streptophyta, Magnoliopsida, Malpighiales, Euphorbiaceae. The record is from RefSeq and is a predicted model, not a curated record.
CUAUUGUGUGUAGUGUCACUCGCAUAUCCGAUCAUUAGCUUUUCCCAAAACACAAACAAAAGCUUUUUUUCUCUGGUCUCCACUCUCCUAUGGCUUCCUCUUCUCUUUUGAUCUACAUUCUGUAGCUCUGAACUCCAAAAAGGACCUCAAUUACCUAGCAAUGGAAGGUCAAUAUCAACAGCAGCCUCGAACAUAUGGACCUCACCUGAUGAAAAUGACGAUUCAACCCUCGCCGCAGCUCGCGGAUAAUGACCGGAGCAGCAGCGAGCUCCGGGCACUGGAUUGCAAUCUCACCUCCCUUUGUGACCACAUUCAGAUGGAGGGAUUCAGUUCCGGCUCCUUCUCCGACAUCGUUGUCCACUCUAUGGGCUCCACCUACCACCUCCAUCGCCUCAUUCUCUCUCGCAGUUCCUACUUCAGGAACAUGCUACAUGGUCCUUGGAAAGAAGCCAAUUCUCCUAUUGUGAACUUGCAUGUGGAUGAUAAGAAUGUUAACGCAGAGGCAAUUGAAAUGGCUUUGGCUUAUCUUUAUGGUCACCAUCCUAAGCUUAACGAUAACAAUGCAUUUCGUGUGUUGGCUGCUGCUUCCUUUCUUGACCUUCAGGAUUUAUGUGCUAUAUGUACGGACUUCAUUAUAUCUGAACUGUGGACUUCUAACUUCUUGGCAUAUCAGGUGUUUGCUGAGAGCCAAGAUUAUGGCUUACAUGGAGAGCGUGUGAGAAAUGCUUGCUGGGGCUACCUUUGUCAAAGUGGUGCCAUGGAAUUAAAGGAGGUGCUUCCAAAACUUUCUUCCCAAACUCUGCAUGCAUUACUGACCUCAGAUGAAUUAUGGGUACCUAGUGAAGAGAAAAGGUUUGAAUUGGCAUUAUACGCACUUCUAGCAAAAGGUUCUCUUUGCAAGACAGAACUUCCUGAGCAAGUUAAUUCUAAUUCUGACAUGGGUGUGGGUGUUCAUUCUGACUCUUCUAAAGCAAAGGGGAAAAAUGUGGUUGGUAGCUGCUCUAGAAAGAGGUCGGAUUCAGAGCCAGGAUGCUGUUUAAAAGAUGAACUGAAAUGUCAAAAUGCAGCUCAUGGUCUUCUCGUUGAACUUGUUGAUUCUGUAGAUAACUUCCAAGUAGUAGUUUCUGAUUCCAAACAGUCAAAUUUGGACUCUUCACAACUCCAUGAGGUGGAACCAUCUUCAUCAAUAAGUAACACAUUUUCAGAAAUGAAUGGAAAUAGAACAUCAUAUUCUUAUGUUGAAAUGCCAAUUGGUGUUGGAAUGAGUGGAUUAGGAACCAGUGGAAUGGCUAUGGAGGGGCCAUCUGAAUCAGGCUCAUACAACUUCAAUAACACCAAUUGGAUUGCAGGUGAUCAAUCUAGGCAUUGUACAUCAAUUGAAUCGUCCUGUAAUGGACUUAUACUGAAUGAUUGGGGAAGAUGCGGCAUGCCUCCUCUUUCAUGGGGUGGUAGGGUUGUGGGGAAAAGAGAGGUAAAAGGUUAUGCUAAAGGAAAUUGUGGGGUUCGUGGGGAGGAAUAUGAUACUUUUGUCAAUAUAUUUGAAGGGGGUUCACUUUUAUAUUGCAACAUGUCUUUUGAGGCACUUUUAAAUGUGAGAAAGCAGCUUGAAGAAUUGGGAUUUCCUUGCAAAGCUGUGAAUAAUGGCCUUUGGCUGCAGAUGCUUUUAAGCCAAAGGGUGCGAGAAAUUGGUGCUGACACAUGUAAAGGUUGCUGUAGUAUGGCAUGCACUUGCAGGCAACCAUGUGGAUUUUCACAAGGAGUUACUGCAACUGGUUGUUACAUGCAAGGCCAUGAGCAAAAUAAUUCUCCUGGUAGCAUGGGGAAUAUAUAUGUUGCUGAUUCUGCUCAAGCUGAGGGUAAUGGCCUCUUUAGGCCAGUACGAGUGCAGGUCAGGGGACCUAUUGAUGGGCUUGCAGGUAUUGGACGUGGAACUACAUAUGUGCCAACAGCAGCAUGGCCCCCGACACGUGUUGUCUUUUCCCGUGUGCCUUUUGGCAUGGGCAACAGAAAUUGCCAGCAAUCUAUUGCUAAUGAAGAUUCAGAGAGUAGAACUGAUCACAAUGGAGACCCAUCAGGAGAUGGGUUGACAGCUUUGGUUGGAUUAAGCCAAGGAGGAAGCAACUCCGCUAAUGCUCAAGGGGAGCAUAUAGAUAGAGGGUACGAGUCAGAACUGCAAAGUAGAUUGUCAGGAACAUCCAUUUCAGUAUCCAGUUCCAUUGGCAGUGGUGUUGCUGUCCAAAUGCUUGAGUCUCCAGAGCAUGCGAUUGGAAUUGAUUGGGAGAAUUCGAAUGGUUCCUCUAUAUCUCUAGACAUGAAAACGCCUUUAAGCCAUUUCCCUCCAUUUCGUUUUGGGGUUGAAUUUGAGGAUGUGCAUAGGCUCAGUGAUGGCCAAGUAAAGCACUCCCCAGAAUUUUUUUAUGCUGGAUCUUUGUGGAAGGUUAGUGUUCAGGCCUUUAAUGAUGAAGAUCCUCAAGGACGCAGAACUCUUGGAUUAUUUCUUCACCGACGCAAGGCGGAGAUUACCGACUCCCUUAGAAAGUACUCAAGAUCAAGCCUACCUGCUUUCAGGUUCAUAUGUAUGUGGACUCCCGUGAAAAGGUUACUGCUCGUUAUCAGUUGAUUUGUCCAUCAAAGAGAGAAGUGAUGGUAUUCGGAAGCUUUAAACAACGUGGUACUCUUUUACCAAAAGCUCCCAAGGGAUGGGGCUGGCGGACUGCUUUGCUUUUUGAUGAACUUGCGGAACUACUGCAAAAUGGGACCUUGCGAGUGGCUGCUGUGGUGCAGCUUGUGUAAACUAAGAACUGGUGGAAGCAAUUAUCAAGUUGCUCAUCUUUUGUUCUUCUGUUUCAGAUGUAAAUCACAGGAGUACUUCCCCUUUGCCCCAUUCUGAUUGCUUUGUUGUGCAAGGCCAAGCAUGAUAUCCGGCAGCCAUAAAAGCUAAUUUGCUGUAAUUUUGGGCUAACUUUUUCCUGCGCUCAAGCUGAUGUGACCCAAUAUUUAUUGAAAAAUUUGUUGGUCGAAUGCUAAAAGAAAUUUUUUCUUAGAAGCCAGAAAAUAUAUUUGACAUUUUUUUAGCUUUCGAUUAUAUGAAUAUUUAGAGCAAAACAAUAUAUAUGUGAAUAGUCGAGUGCAAGUUAUAAUUAUGUAUUAUGCUUACAUGACAUAUCAUUGAUGUCUUAUUGUACUGUGUGAUAUGAAUUGUAAAGGUAUUCUCCUUCGUUUGAGAACACCAUUAUUGUUAAUAAUGAUAUAAUUUUUAAGUUUUUUUA